UUUCUUACAGCUCUUGCGAUUGGAGAAUACUUGUAGGGGCGGAGGGGCCCUCGGCUUGGCUUUUUGGUUCGUCGGUUGAGAGGAGCACUAGCUGCGGCGCGAACGGGAGUGUUAGAGCGGUGGUGGGAGUGAGCAACAUGACUUCCUCUCCAAGAACACCCUCUGCCUCCAAAAGGUCAGCUGCCUGCCACGGCUCCCCCAAAUCUCCUAGUUUCCCAUCACCUCACCAGAAUGAUGGUACUCCUCUUCCUUCAAUCAACGAACGUCUGGCCUUUCUCCGCCCUUCCCGGCAACUGCUGGAAUACUACCGAAAGAAGAUUGCAGACUUUGAUGAAGAGCAUGAGGAACUGGUCCAAAGGCUGGAGAAAUAUAAAGCAUCACAUGAUGAGCAGCACAAAUUACAAUGGGAAAUGCGUCAGCGAGAAGAAGAAAUUGCAGAGCUGCAGAAGGCUCUGAGUGACAUGCAGGUUUUCCUUUUUCAGGAGAGGGAGCACGUCUUGCGCCUUUAUGCUGAGAACGACAGGCUGAAAAUCAGAGAGCUGGAGGAUAGAAAGAAGAUCCAGCAUCUUUUGGCUUUACUGGGAACAGACAGUGGCGAAGUUACCUAUUUCUGCAAAGAACCACCUCACAAGGCCACUAUACCGCAAAAGCUAAUCAAGGGCAGGGAUUCACAUGAUCGAAGUGGCAAGCAUACUUCAAAAGCAGGUAUAAAACACUGUGCCACAAAACCAGCAGAAAAGGGAGAAAAACCAGAAAAUGAGGAUAGAUACAAUAAAGAUGAGCAAACACUCUUAUUACAGGUUGAAGCUCUUCAAGCUCAGCUGGAGGAACAGGCCAAGCUGUCCAAGGAACAGACUGAAGCAUUGCUGGAGGACAGACGGAUCCGAAUAGAAGAGUCUCUGGUCCAGCAUCAGAGGGACCAGGAGAAGAUCAAAGAGCUUACUCAGAAUUACCACAAAGUUCAGAACCUGCUGCACGAGAGCACCAGAGAUUUUCUCCAGAUGAAGUUUGACGCACGGGCAAAUGAGAAAUCCUGGAUGGCAGAGAAGGACAUGCUGCUGAGGAAGCUGGACAAAAGAAAAGGAGCACCCAAGUGGAGCAGGAUCCGGCGGGACAGCGGCCGAGGUCGGGAGGACAUCAAGAGAAGGCAGGACGGCGGCCGAGUGUCGGAGGACAUCAAUAGAAGCCAAGACAGCGGCCGGCGAGACAGUGGCCAAGGUUCAGGAGACAUCAGGAGAAGGCAGGACAGUGGCCAGCAAGGCAUCAGCCCUGGGCGGUGGGACAGCAGCCCGGAGCAGUGGGACAGCAGCCCCGAACAGUGGGAAAGCAGCCCAGAGCGGUGGGACAGCAGCCCGUACCGGUAUUCUAUUGGCAGAGUUUCUCCUGGCAGGAGGAAAAUGCAAGACAGAGGUGCCAAGCACGUUUCACGAGCAGAGCAUGAAUGCCGUAAACGGUACUGUGCAGAGAUUAAGAGGCUACAGGAGCGAUUAACACAGGAACAGCGGCUAUCAAACAUGUUCCGAGAGCAGUGCGUUUCCCUGGAAGAGCAGCUGGCUAAGAUUCGAGAGGAAGGAGAUGUUAGGACGAGAGAUCUUCAAGGAACGCUCAGAAAAGAUGGGGAGCGCCUGCAGCUGAUGACCCAGCGCUAUGAGGCCUUGGAGAGAAGCGGCGUUGCAUGGAGGUGGAAGGCUUUAAGACAGACAUCAAACAACUUCGGCAAAGUCUGA
Messenger RNA from Podarcis muralis (Common wall lizard), 1727 nucleotides. RefSeq names its product coiled-coil domain containing 77 (gene CCDC77). Lineage: Eukaryota; Metazoa; Chordata; Lepidosauria; Squamata; Lacertidae. The record is from RefSeq and is a predicted model, not a curated record. Gene Ontology annotation, cellular component: centrosome.